Cornus florida is the source of this 630-nucleotide messenger RNA. Its product is annotated as pectinesterase inhibitor 9-like. The coding region runs from base 1 to 630 and encodes 209 amino acids. NCBI's taxonomy places the organism in Eukaryota, Viridiplantae, Streptophyta, Magnoliopsida, Cornales, Cornaceae. The record is from RefSeq and is a predicted model, not a curated record. The transcript has a single exon. Gene Ontology annotation, biological process: negative regulation of catalytic activity. Gene Ontology annotation, molecular function: enzyme inhibitor activity.
AUGGCAAAAAUCAGCCUCUGUGUUCUACUUCUCCUUCUCUCCAUCUCCUGUGUCACCGGUGUGCCCGAGCCGGCUUUCCAUCGCGGUUCCCGGGCCAGGGCUUUCAUCGAGGCACAAUGCCAGGCCACCCGAUACUUCAACCUAUGCGUGCAGUGCCUUUCCAACAACUAUGUGAACACAAGUACACCAAACCCACAAGAAUUGGCUCAAGUGGCAUUGACAGUGAGCCUAGUGAGGGCCAGGUACACAAGGGCUUAUGUGACUGAAGUGGCUACGCAACUCGAACAAACCAAGGCCAAAGAGUACCAAGUCGUUAAAGAUUGUUUAGAUCAAAUUAAUGACGGUGUGGACCAGUUAACACAAUCGAUUAAAGAGCUGCGACGAAUGGGUCGAGCCGGAGCCAACGAUUUCAUGUGGCACACCAACAAUGUCCAGACUUGGCUUAGCACUGCGCUCACCGAUGCAACCACUUGUAUUGAUGGGUUUUCGGGGUAUGCAAUGGGCGGGAAACAAAGGGCUACAAUUAAAGCGAAGGUCCUCAAUUUGGCACAGGUCACUAGUAACGCAUUAGCCUUGUUUAAUCGAUUUGUUUCCAGGCACAGGGUUACUGGUGUGAAGCACAACCCUUGA